GCCGGAGGCUGGACGGGGCGGGGUUUCCCUUUGCAGGUCACGAUGUGGUGAAGGGGUGGAGGGAAGAUGUCGGAGUCGCCCGACACACACAGUCUGGUGUCAGCGUCGUCGCAGAUCAACCUGAGCGAUGGCGACGGGCAGAUCGAUGAUAAAGAAUUUGAUAUUCCUCAAGUGGAUACACCACCUACCUUGGAGAGCAUACUGAAUGAGACAGAAGAUGAAGAUGAAUCAUUUAUAUUGGAGGACCCAACUCUUUUGAAUACAGAUAACAUUGAUGCACACUCUGGUGAAACUUCUUCUCUUGCUAGUUCUGACAGUGGCGACAGGACAAACCUAAAACGAAGAAAAAAAGUUUCAGACAUCAGCUCAUGCAUUCAUGGUUCAGUUGUUCGGCGAUCAGUCCUUAAAGGAGUUUCUGCACAAGUUGUUUCUGCAGCAGAUAGAAUUGACGCAGGAUUACCCACUGCUGUUGUUGUUUCAAGCCUAAUAGCAGUGGGAACAUCACAUGGAUUGGCACUUGUAUUUGGUAAGGUAGAAAUACAGACUCCCCAAUUGUUUUUGCUCAUUGUAUCAAAUUCUAAUGAUAUUGUAGAAUUUAAAUGAAGAUUUCUCCAUGAAUUUGCAAAUAUUUUCAGUUGAUCAAAUUUGUGAAAUUGCAUUUAAGACUUUAUGUUUGAAUUUUUCUAUAUGUAAAUAUUUGUCUUCAAAAUUGUUCAUGUCUACAAAGAAUAUUGAAAAAUAAUAAUUUUGAAAUUGGAUUAUUCUACCAAAUUGGUGUGAUAAUAUUGAAAAUUAUGGGUCUUGAACCCAUCAUGUUCAGCUAAGUGAAAUAAAUAGGAAAUAUUCGGUUGCGGUUUUAAUCAUUACUAACAUGCAGCCAAAAAGUGAUACAGCAUGGAAGCAGACCCUUUGGCCCAACUCCUCCAUAUUGACCUUUUUCCUGAGCUAGUUCCAUUUGCCAGUAUACCUUUAGUCUUUAGUUUAGAGAUACAACGUGGAAACAGUCCCUUCGGCCAUCCAAGUCCACGCCGACCAGCGAUCAACAGGUACUCUACCCUAUACAUAUUAUAAUUUUUUUUUUACAAUUAACCUGUAUGCCUUUAGAUUGUGUGAGGAAACCAGAGCACCUGAAAAACCCCACGUAUUCACAGGGAGAAUGUGCAAACUCCAUACAGACAGCAUUGAUAGAGAAGAUCGACCUGGAACUAUGCCGCCCCUAGACCUCUAUACCUUUCCUAUCCAUGUACAUGUCCUAGUGUCCUUUAAGUAUUGUAAUUAUACCUGCCUCUACAUCUGCCUCUGACAUCUCAUUGCACAUACUUACCACUUUCUGUGUGGAACAUCUUGUCAUUUAGGUCUCCUUUAAAUCUUUUUCCUCCCUCCUGCAACCUAUUCCCUUAACCUGAGAAAAAGACUAUAUCAAUCUAUCCUUAUCUAUGCUCCUUAUGAUUUUAUAAACUUCUAUAAGAUGAUCCCUCAGCCUCCUUUGCUCCAUGAAAAAAACACUCAUCUUAUCCAAUUUCUAUAACUCCAGUCCAGGCACGUGCCGUGAGUAAUUACUCAGGGUAGGCAUUUAGCCGGCUUUAAAAAAAAUCUUAAACCGCUCAUGCGCAGAUUGUUCUCUCCGAAAAAAAAAAAAAAGUAACAAUUCAAUUUUCCCAAGGCUUCUAAAUAUCCUUCAUUUUUUAAUUACUGAAUGGGUGGGGGACGGAGGAUGAAGGCAGGUGGAGAGAUGGUGGGAAAAACGGGAGCACACCGGGACGUUGAAUCAGUUGUCAUCUUAUUGAAUGACAAUAUUAAUUCAAGGGGUCCA
Molecule: messenger RNA, 1813 nt
Organism: Leucoraja erinaceus (little skate)
Lineage: Eukaryota; Metazoa; Chordata; Chondrichthyes; Rajiformes; Rajidae
Product: vacuolar protein sorting-associated protein 8 homolog
Exons: 6
Coding region: 67-603 (178 amino acids)
Source: RefSeq, a predicted model, not a curated record